AGUAAUGUGAAUUAUCAUUUAGGAAAAUGUUGGCAUCUAGUGGCAGCUCAGCCUUCCUACAUUACGGUUUGAUGCUUCUUAAACAUAUUGUGAGAUAUGUUUUGUCACAUACAAUAUAAUGUGGAACAAAUGAUGAAACAUUAUGAAACAAAAAGCUAACAUUAUAAAUGAACACUAAACCCAAUGUUGUGGUUUUAUUCUAAUGUUAAAGUUCAAACCCUUGUUAUGUUAGAUGAAGGGCUGUUGUCUCUUUCAAAGGAAAGUGGAUUUGCUUUGAUGAAUUUUUUUCCAUUUUGGAUUUUAUUUCCAAUGUUACCUGCAUCAAAGAAGAGAGUCUGAUUCUUUGGAGACAAAGACACUGGUCGCUGUCUCAGCACAUCUACCUUUAUGAACACAGUCUUUAGAGAAGCUGGUACGGACAUGCAUGACUACGAUGGAGGAAAAGACCUGUUUUGAUUUGUUGUAAUGUUAGACGUGUACUGUGCUGAUUCCACAAUUAUGAAGGAAUUGGAAUAAAGGGAAUGCAUUAGCACCAAAUAAAUAUCAGCAAAACAAUGAGUUAAGAGUGUCGAUCCUCUGCUUAAUAGUUUCAAAGAUAGAAGUCACUAAUUCCAGUUCUGCUAUGAAUAGUCGUUUUUAUGCAUUGGUCAUUAGCUGUUUCUCCACAAUGGGUCCAUAUGGGCAUCUGCUCUAUGGUCCACUGUCUUGCCUCGCAAAGGAGACUACAAAUGAAUUUACUGUUUAAAACAAAGUAAAUCAUGACAUGCCGUUUUGUAUUACUGAGGAAUGUCCUCACAAAUGUUGGUAUUCAGCAAACCAAAGAGGAAUGUAACAAGUGCCUGUGAAAGAACAGUCUGAGCAAGACAACAGCACAGUUGUUGAGGUUAAACCUAAUGUAAUGUCUAACCCUUUUGGGGGUGGACAAACAGAUGUGCCUCAUCAUUAUAAGAUGUAACCCUGUGUACACUGUUUAACUGGGUCUCUGGAUAACUUAUGUUUACUUAAAGGUUAACUGAUUUAUGUCUGUUUUGAUGAUAGGACGUUUGUCCAUCUUUAUCUACCGACAGCAUUACUGAUCAGUGUGUAAUUCGGCAACACUCUCCUUCGCUUGCCAUUCAUACGAUUCAGUGGAGUUUCUUGAUGCUUUAAGAAGAGGAGGGGCUCUUUCUCUCCAGUCUUGCACUUCGCGCUGUGAGAUAUUCAGCAGCCAGGCUCCCCAUCAGUCUACUAAUUAACAGGCUGUGACAGUGCGUCUGCCAGCGGCCGCCAGAGCAUCAGCCUGACUGUCACACUAUUUGUUUUCAUACUCUACGCUGAGAGAUGAUUAUAUUGUGUUCUGGGUGCUGAAAGCUUCUUUUAACCGGAACGUACACUCCGCAAACCGGUGUGGUUUUAGGUGCACUGGGUGUCAGAGAUUUAGCACCCAACCUCACUGCGCACGGAUUUCACUGACUGAUUUCUGCCAUGCAUCCGCAUUGGAGGAGUAUGGAUCAUACAGCCUAAAGGCUUGUUAUUUCCUUGUGGUUUGAUGUAUGAUCAUUGCACCAUGUUUUUUUCUGAUUCAUCAGACAUAUAAAAGCAUCUUACUCCUGGCAGCUGCACGCAUUAGCUGUGUCCGAUCACAUCUCAACUGACAUCUCUGCAUGCAUGCAAGCUGUGUUUUGCAGAUUUUUCUUCUCUUUUUUUGCAAGGCAUCACCAUGAUCCCAACGGAAAUGCCUCUCCAAUGCUGGCCGCUGACUUCCCGCCAACCGUCUUAAAGCCCGUCUGGAUCGCCGGGUGAACCGACAUGGAUAGUGGGAGCCGGGCUGCGACGGUCGGGGACGGUGCAGCCAAUUUCACAGCAGCCCACCUCUGGCUGGAUCUCCUUAAUGCUUCGAGCACGCCGACGCGGUGGGACAGCAGCCCACCUGCCGAGGGGACCGGGCUGGAUCAGCAGCAGCGCCUCAUCCGAGAGCAAGCCUACCGGGACUUCACCACCACCAUCCAGGUUUUCAUCCUCAUAGGUUCGCUACUCGGAAAUGCCACUGUGCUGUGGUGCACCUGCUGCACAAAUGUCUUUAAGUCUGUGACCAACCGAUUCAUCAAGAACCUGGCGUGCUCGGGUAUCUGCGCCGGUCUAGUGUGCGUUCCCUUCGACAUGGUGCUUGGAGCCAGCCCUCGCUGCUGCUGGUGGCUUCACACUCUGCUGCUCUGCAAGGCCAUCAAGUUCCUCCAUAAGCUGUUCUGCUCGGUCACCGUGCUGAGUUUCAGUGCCAUCGCACUCGACAGAUACUACUCUGUGCUGUACCCGUUAGAGAGGAAGAUCUCAGAUGCAAGAUCCCGAGAUCUGGUCAUCUAUAUCUGGGUCCACGCGACCGUGGUGAGCCUUCCUGUGUUCGCUGUGACCAAUGUGACAGAUGUGUAUGUCACCUCGUCCUGCUCCGAUGACCACGCCCGCUCCCUGGGCCACAUGGUGUACGUGUUGAUCUACAACGUCACCACAGUGAUCCUCCCGCUCGCUCUGGUCUUUCUCUUAAUGCUGCUGAUCCGCAGAGCACUCAGUACCAGCCAGAAGAAGAAGGUGAUAAUCGCAGCGCUGCGGACUCCCCAGAACAGUAUCUCCAUCCCGUAUGUGUCCCAGAGAGAGGCUGAGCUACACGCCACUCUGCUGGCUGUGGUGCUGGCUUUCUCAGCCUGCAGCACCCCUUAUGGGGCCUUGGUAGUGUAUCGCACCGUUUUGGCGGACACUAAAGAGCUACCCAUCUCGCUGUAUCUGAUAGCCCUCUGGCUACCCAAGGUGUCCCUGCUCACCAACCCACUCUUGUUUCUGACUGUUAACCGCUCAGCGCGUCAUAGCUGGCUGGACUUACUGUCCAGGAUUCACAGACGUUACAGCCGCCGUAACAUGGUCAGCACCGGGGGUCUGGCCUCUUUGGGAGGAGAGUGCGUGAUCGGAGAGCCUGUGGGACUGGAGACAGCCGGUCGAUCCGGGAGCCAGCUCCUGGAGAUGUUUAACAUUGGCCAGCAGCAGAUCUUCAGGCCCUCUGAAGAAGAAGGGGAAGAAGAGGUUGCUGAGAAUGCAGAGAAUGAGAUCCCUUCUCAAGGAUCAGGAGGCUGCUCUGGGUCUAAAGAGGACCACAAGGGUGGCUCAAGACUUGGGAGCUUCAGAGGUGAAGUGAUCACCAAAAAAGAACUUCUGCAGGGGACAGGGGGAGGGCUUAUCAUCACCAAGGAUGGCCCUUCUUCAAUCAUAGCACCCCGGGCCUCUCCGGUCCACACAUGUGCUUACGCCUCUUCAUCUCAGGUGGCACCAGCUACACCUAGUGAAGCUGAGGACUCCACACAGUUUGGUUUUGGACCCUUUGAACUGCCACCUCAGUGGUUACCAGAGACCAGGAACAGCAAAAAGAGGCUGCUGCCUCCGCUGGGUAACACACCCGAGGAGCUGAUCCAGACUAAACUGCCCAGGCCGCGGCCUGAACGGAGAAUCAGCAGGAACAACAAGGUCAGCACCAUCCCAACUGUAGACCAGUGAACUUUUCUUGCUGGCCUCUGAUCUGCAACACUGGCCACAACUCACUACUGGGUAGGCCUCUUGGGUCAACCAUGCCUUGGCAAGAUAUUAAUGAGUCAAGCUGCUUGGUGAGAUGCUUGGUUUGGUUCAUUUAAUCCUUUUUUCUUUUCAAAUUUUUUCAUACGCAAUAGUAGGCUAUGUAGAGGUCCAGCUAGAUGCCUGAGACACUGCAGUUUUCUCAUUAUACAAGGCUAAAUUUCACAUAAAAAGAUUUACAAUGCUGUGAGAAAUGUUUCCAACUUUACUUUUUCUUUAUUAGGGCCUACAAUGGCUGCAUGAUAAUUGAGAAGGCAGAUGGCUUUUUGAAUGUCUUUGUUUUGAUCAGAGCUGGCAUCAUUGGUUAAAUGAACACACUGUACAAAUCCAAUUAGCCUGAAAGUUGCACUGAUACUGAAUACUAUAUUUCCAUGGCAACUAAUCAAGCGAGGAUAUUUAACUUCCUAACAAAAGAUUUUGUAAAAUGGUUACUGUGAUUGCACUCUGUUAAUAAACACAUCCCUGUUUCAGUCAUUUGACUUAACCCUUUGUUGGACUGUUUUUUUUGUAGUCAUGUUUUACGUCAAGUUUUGGCAUUAACUCGCUCUUUGCUGGCCUUUUUUUUCUCAAGUCUUAAUUUUUGAAGAUUCCCAUUUUUUCUAAUGUGGUAGAUGUUAUUUGUACGUUUAUGCAAGAGAACUCAUUAUAAAAAUGUGAACAUUUCAGAAUUUAACUGUGUGUUACAACUUGUUUUCUAGAACACAAUGUGCAUCAAAUAGACAAAAAAAUAAUAAGGAGAAUAACCAGUAUGUUUUGAUAAGAAUAAGAAAGAAAGAAAAUCUAGGUCAGGCAUCUUUUAGUCCCCUUCGAUCAAUUUGAUUGAUUUCUCCCAGGUUUCCUGACAAUCAAUUGCUCAAUGAAAUGUAAAAUCAAGCAAAUAACAGCUACAAGUGCAAAUGUUCAUAUCAGAAGCUCUGUAAAAUGGUUUUCAACUUUCAAUUUCUCUGACUCUGAUACUGUCGGCUCCGUCUCCUUUGUGAUGCAUAAUUCAAUAGUAGCAGCUUCAACCUAACGCUUUGGGAACUGAGGUUUGGUAGCUGAGGUAAACAGAAUCGGGCUGCACUUCAAAUAUUUGUCAAGCCGUAACUUCCUUCAGGGGCUACCUCCAUCCCCUGCUAUGUCCACAAAGAACCUGAAUCUAUGUUGCAUCCUACCCAUGCUGUUAUCAGGCCAAAUUGUGCAGUCACGCCUGAUUAGAGACCGUAUCCACUGCUACUACUAACAAGCGAGAAAGAUAUGAAUAAUAUAUUUCAUAUUAUAAGUCUGCUUUGAUAAUGACUGCAUUAAGACUCUUAUUGCAGAAUACAGUAGCUGCUGCUAGAUAUUUAAGGAAUCAAUUCAAAGAAUUCAAAGAAGAUCAUUGAUUUGAUUUAUUUGGUGUGAGUUUUUAAGAAUACUCUGGCCUCAGCUCAAAUGUUCUACCUGAUUUGAAUCAAGUCUUAUUCAGACAUUUUACUCCUGAAACCAUUAAGACCUUGACAAUAGAGAUACAGCACAGUCAUAUACUAAAGAUUAGAUUCACAUAAACUAAAUGAGUUUAAAACUCAUUGGGCAUUGAUUGGCACAUGAGACUUUUGUAACAUUUCUAGUGUUAAAAGGCCUUAAACUCAGCUUUAAACUAUGACCAAUGGUAGCCCACAGGGACACAAAAUCCAGUUUUGGUUAUUACACAUUCCAAUUCACGUUUUUAUCAAUUUUCCUACUGGUUUUUAGUGGGUGGGUCUAAUUGGGUAUGAGAUGAUGUUGUGUCUUUCUGUGCACCAAUCUGAAUUUUUGUAACAUUUGAAUUGAUGGUUGUUGUCGUU
Messenger RNA from Etheostoma cragini (Arkansas darter), 5396 nucleotides. RefSeq names its product G protein-coupled receptor 176 (gene gpr176). The coding region runs from base 1789 to 3516 and encodes 575 amino acids. Gene Ontology annotation, molecular function: G protein-coupled receptor activity. NCBI's taxonomy places the organism in Eukaryota, Metazoa, Chordata, Actinopteri, Perciformes, Percidae. Gene Ontology annotation, cellular component: plasma membrane. The record is from RefSeq and is a predicted model, not a curated record. The transcript is spliced from 3 exons. Gene Ontology annotation, biological process: G protein-coupled receptor signaling pathway.